Anopheles darlingi is the source of this 2602-nucleotide messenger RNA. Its product is annotated as peptidoglycan-recognition protein LE-like. Lineage: Eukaryota; Metazoa; Arthropoda; Insecta; Diptera; Culicidae. The transcript has 6 exons. Gene Ontology annotation, biological process: peptidoglycan catabolic process. The coding region runs from base 896 to 2239 and encodes 447 amino acids. The record is from RefSeq and is a predicted model, not a curated record. Gene Ontology annotation, molecular function: zinc ion binding; N-acetylmuramoyl-L-alanine amidase activity.
ACCCGUGAUGAUAGUAGUUAAUGGAUCGUGGGCUGGAACGCCUCGUGUGGUGAUCGUCAUCGUUUCCGUGUCACUAUACUUGCCCUCAUCAACCGUUGCGCCUCGCUUUCGUUACCGUCCGGUUUCCUAGACUUUUAUACACGACACUACACACAGAUCACCGAGAUAAAGGGGUGGAAUUUAUCGUGUGAAAUAUGUAGUGUUUGCGACAAAAGGAAGAAUUUUACAUAGUUAAGUUGCUAGAGCUGCGGUGAUUGUUCAAGUUCGUACACUCGUUCGGUGGCGGGGUCGUCAAAGUACACACCAUCCGGUUGUAAUGUGCAUCGCGAUACGGAAGAAGCAGCUUAACACCAUAUCCACAUCAUAAAGGGACGUCCUCCUCACUAUUUGCGCAACGCAAGUGUUGAGCGGAGUUGAUGACGAUUUUUGAGAUUACCAGAGUGGUCGUGAUGGACGAUUCGCAUUGAAAAAGCAACAGGUUUUUACGCCAAACACCACUACGAACAGCUCUUGAAUGAGGUUUGGGUGGGUACGGAAUCUUUAUGCAACGUGAAGCAAGCACAAAGCGGUACAAGCGUGAUCGGUUGGCGGGUUCGUAGUUUGUAAAGCAACAGAACAUCUUAUCUGACUACGGUAUUUGGUGCUAGCAAAGACAAAAUAUUUGUGCCCACAUUGAACAUGAAUGAUGUGAUUUGAAAAUGAAUUAUCAAUCGUUGUUUGGGAUUGUUGAACGUUCCUAAUUGUUAAGCCGCCUACGAGCUGGGGCAUCCUUCUCCAGCUGAUAACAGAACUGGACUGCCAGCCAUCGAAAUGCUUCUAUAGAUAGGCAGCAGCGAGCGAUAUCCGCUGAAGUAACUCUAAACUAAUUACCCAACACUCUACACACGUCCAUACGAUGGCGAAAGUGAAGCAUCAGGAAACAGACAAUCAAGUGACACCCUCAUCAGAUGGGACCACUGAGACACAACCGCCUUCCGCAGAUGUUGAUGGUGCGCAUGAAAGCAAUGUAGGAACCGUUUGUGCCAUGACCAACACCACCGAUAGUACCAGAGGCAGUCUGUCGAAUAUCUCAAUGACAUCCAACAAUCAUACCAACAACGUUGACGAUGAUUCGAGUGCCUUCGACAGCAGCAGUGACACGGAAUGUGACGAUGAUUCCAUUAAACGGGUUAUCGAUCAGAUACCGAAGGAGCUCAGAUCGGGUGAAUGCGAGAUCCGCGAUGGAGCCCUCAAGAUUGGACCACAAGCGAUCAAUUCGAUCACCCCAGCGAUGCGAUCACCACCCACCAUUGGUUCCAUAGCCCUGCAAAACUCUUCAGAUAUUACGUUCGGCAACAAAACGUACAUUAAGGGGCAGGUUGUGAUUAAAAAUAUCUACAAGGAUCGCCAGAACGGUUACACCAAUGGGGCAUAUGAAAACGAUGCAUGCGAAAUGGUAGCCGACAACUCCACCAAAAAAGAUCCUUCAACAUUGUCACCUUCUCAGCCCAAAUCCUGGCAGUCUAAUAUUAAGGCAAUCAUUAAGGAUAAGCCAUUGCUCAGUUCGUUCUUGAUCAUACUAUUGAUCUGCUUCUUGUGUGCCGUAAUUGCGAUCAUUUGCGUCCUCGCAGCGACAGGUAAAACCAUAUUUAGGCCUACCAUUGGCGACGGAGAUGAUGAUCGUCUUAAUGUCCCGCCGAACAAGGACAUAGAAGAUGAUCUCUUCCCUGAUCCUAAACCUUUGCGACUGGUAACGCGGACCGAGUGGCUGGCGCAGCCUCCAAGAGAAGUGCUCACCGAUCUGAAGCUACCGGUUAACAAUGUCAUCAUUGCGCAUACCGCUACCGAAGGUUGCACAACUCAGCAAUCUUGCAUAGCGAGAGUUCAAUUAAUUCAAAAUAUACACUAUAACCAAGGCUUCGGUGACAUCGGUUACAAUUUCCUAGUAGGAGGUGACGGAAAAGUUUACGAAGGUCGAGGGUGGAACAAACAGGGUGCUCAUACAAAAGGAUACAAUGGUAUCAGCCAUGGGAUUGCAUUCAUAGGAAAUUACGAAACUAUCGACCGGCCGGAAGAUGCACAAAUGGAGCAACUAAUAAGGCUACUUCAAAAUGGAACCGACACUGGUAAACUCGACAUAAACUACAAACUGUACGGAGCCCAGCAGCUAAAAGCCACUUUGAGUCCGGGAAAAUUUCUGAUGGAAAAACUGACGCAAUUGCCCCACUUUAGUCUAGUGAAACCGUUGGUCCCAACCUAAUGCAUUCGGAGAAAGUGCGCCAAAAGACUGACUUGACCUGUUGCGGUUAACGAAACCUAGUGCAAUAAUAGUAUUUAGGUCAAUGGGAAUGACUAGAAAUCAGUCUAGAAAAGGGAAUACCAUAUGGUCAUAUGGUUAGAGUUAAGUUAAAUGUAGCAAUCAAUUAUGGGAAGAACAAUUCUAGCUAAACCGUGUUUAGUACCUUAUCCGAAGCAUCACAGCUGCACCAAACAGGAUCUUUUUGGCGACAAUGUAACCCACAGUUCAAAAGUUUCCAUGAUACCCUUUGUUAAAAAACUGCUUCCCAAUCAUUUCAGGCUGCUUGUGUUCUGCGAGUCCGCAUCUUGCAGGAGUAUCAUAUGG